Pteropus alecto (black flying fox) is the source of this 4724-nucleotide messenger RNA. RefSeq names its product membrane palmitoylated protein 7 (gene MPP7). Gene Ontology annotation, molecular function: protein binding. Lineage: Eukaryota; Metazoa; Chordata; Mammalia; Chiroptera; Pteropodidae. The record is from RefSeq and is a predicted model, not a curated record. The transcript is spliced from 17 exons. Gene Ontology annotation, cellular component: plasma membrane; cell-cell junction. The coding region runs from base 239 to 1969 and encodes 576 amino acids. Gene Ontology annotation, biological process: protein localization to adherens junction.
CCUGCCGGCUCCUGAUUGUCCUUUGCGGCGGCCGCAGUCGCUACCUCCUUGCCUCCGAAGCUAGGGCUGCAGGGGCCACAGCGAGCGCUCUUCCCGCGGGCCACGGCUGCUCAGAGCAGAAACGGCCUGUGUGAUAAUACUUGGUUGACAGAGUGGCUGCAGGCCGUUGAGCUGGAAUUCCCUGCGGCUUUUCUGAGCAGAGUGUUUGGAGUGCGGUGUCCAGACUGCAGCCUGCAUCAUGCCAGCUUUGUCAACGGGAUCUGGUAGUGACACAGGUCUCUAUGAGCUAUUGGCUGCUCUGCCAGCCCAGCUGCAGCCACAUGUGGAUAGCCAGGAAGACCUAACCUUCCUCUGGGAUAUGUUUGGUGAAAAAAGCCUGCAUUCACUGGUGAAGAUUCAUGAAAAACUUCACUACUAUGAGAAGCAGAAUCCCGUGCCCAUCCUCCAUGGCGCGGCAGCCUUGGCUGAUGAUCUGGCCGAAGAGCUUCAGAACAAGCCAUUAAACAGUGAGAUCAGAGAGCUGUUGAAACUGCUGUCAAAACCCAAUGUGAAGGCAUUGCUCUCUGUACAUGAUACCGUGGCUCAGAAGAAUUAUGAUCCUGUAUUGCCUCCUAUGCCUGAUGAUAUUGAUGAUGAGGAAGACUCAGUAAAAAUCAUCCGCCUUGUCAAAAAUAGAGAACCACUGGGAGCCACCAUUAAGAAACAUGAGCAGACUGGGGCCAUCAUUGUGGCUAGAAUCAUGAGAGGAGGGGCCGCGGACAGAAGCGGUCUUAUUCACGUUGGCGAUGAACUUAGGGAAGUGAAUGGGAUACCAGUUGAGGAUAAAAAGCCUGAGGAAAUCAUUCAGAUUUUGGCUCAGUCGCAGGGAGCAAUUACAUUUAAGAUCAUACCCAGCAUCAAAGAAGAGACACCAUCUAAAGAAGGCAAGAUGUUUAUCAAAGCCCUCUUUGACUAUGACCCUAAUGAGGAUAAAGCAAUUCCAUGUAAGGAAGCUGGGCUUUCUUUCAAAAAGGGAGAUAUUCUUCAGAUUAUGAGCCAAGAUGAUGCAACAUGGUGGCAAGCGAAGCAUGAAGGUGAUGCCAAUCCCAGAGCAGGCUUGAUUCCUUCAAAGCACUUCCAGGAAAGGAGAUUGGCUCUGAGACGACCAGAAAUAAUAGUUCAGCCUCUGAAAGUUUCCAACAGGAAAUCAUCUGGUUUCAGAAGAAGUUUCCGUCUCAGUAGGAAAGAUAAGAAAACAAAUAAAUCCAUGUACGAAUGCAAGAAGAGCGAUCAGUAUGACACAGCUGAUGUACCCACAUAUGAGGAAGUGACACCCUAUCGGCGACAAACCAAUGAGAAAUACAGACUUGUCGUCUUGGUUGGUCCUGUAGGAGUAGGUUUGAAUGAACUGAAACGAAAGCUGCUGAUCAGUGACACACAGCACUAUGGUGUGACAGUGCCGCACACCACCAGAGCAAGACGAAGCCAGGAGAGUGAUGGUGUUGAAUAUAUUUUCAUUUCCAAGCAUUUGUUUGAGACAGAUGUACAAAACAACAAGUUUAUUGAAUAUGGUGAAUACAAAAACAACUACUACGGCACAAGUAUAGACUCAGUUCGGUCCGUCCUAGCUAAAAACAAAGUUUGUUUGCUGGAUGUUCAGCCUCAUACAGUGAAGCAUUUGCGGACACUAGAAUUUAAGCCCUAUGUGAUAUUUAUAAAGCCUCCAUCAAUAGAGCGUUUGAGGGAGACAAGAAAAAAUGCAAAGAUUAUUUCAAGCAGAGAUGACCAAGGUGCUGCAAAGCCCUUUACAGAAGAAGACUUUCAAGAAAUGAUUAAAUCAGCACAAGUAAUGGAAAGCCAAUAUGGUCAUCUCUUUGACAAAAUUAUAGUAAAUGAUGAUCUCACCGUGGCAUUCAAAGAGCUAAAAACAACUUUUGACAAAUUAGAGACAGAGACCCACUGGGUCCCAGUGAGCUGGUUACAUUCAUAACUAAGAGAAAUUUCCAUAAUCAUUUUUUUUGUAGAGUGCAUGAUUGAAUCAGUUACCAUUUUGGUGGUAGGGUUUUUUAAAAAUCUGUAUCAUUGUCAUAGAUGUGCAAUCUUGGUUAAAAUUGAAUGUUGGUUCUGUUUGUAUCUUUUUUAAAAAUAGCCUUAUUUCAAACAAUGUUUGAGUGUAAGAUCCAAAAUCAAAAUUUGCACAGUAGUGUAUUCCAAGCAAAGCUUUAAACUUUCUGGAUGUUUUUAAUAUGUAGCUCUAAGAUGCGGUUGAACUUUUUUAGAGAGACAUAGCUAGAGAAUAUAUGCGAGAGUUCAGUGCUUCAGACUGCCAUCAAGUCUGCAUGUUCGCAGAUGAAGGUAUCAGCAGCCUCGUGCAGGCUCCAGACAGGACAGCUCUGCCGUUCUUUGAGUGGAUCACCAUAGAUUCACCUGGGCUGCCAGUAAGGAGGAGUCCCCUUUCUAUUCUAAAGGUGCAACCUUUUUCUUGUAAGUCCUCACUGAAUGUGGUUGAUGGUAUUUAACAAUGUAUAAUGAAACCAAUGUUAUCACAGGCUAGUCGAUAUAAACAUGAGUUAAGUUCCUGUGGCAUCUCAUCGUUACAACAAAAGUUACAUUGAACUUUUAUUCGAGGACCUGCUGUAUGUUCACAGUGUGUGCAUUCGAAAGUCAUUCUUGAAGAAAUUACUGAAAACUUGCCUUAGUGGCCCUCGUGUUAUAGUUUGAGAAGGCCUUAUGAGUACAUAUCAGUGACUCAACCAAUAUUUAAUAAGGGAAGAUAGACAUAUAAAAUAUAUAUAACUAAAAACUUUUCCUUGUGGCAUUAAUCUUAGAAUGGUGUUAUCUUGGGGUAAGAAAUGAUUACAAAGGACUUUUUUUUAUUUGUAUAUCCUCAGACCGCAUUACUGGAGUCACCAAAAAAGCUUUUUUAGCUGGCUUUGGAUUUUGCCCAUAAAUUAAAAGAAUGUGAUUCUUAUUCUAAAAGUAGAGGUCUUACAUGUUACUGAUUCAGUUAAAGGCAAAUUUUCAAAAUGCACAGUUGAUCACCAUAUAUUUAAAUUGCACUAAGAUGUAUUUUAGAAAAAUUUUCAUGUAAUGUUAGCAUCCUUCAUCAUCAAAAUAAUCCUUAACACUGGCCAGAUGCCAUUCUAAUCUUAUGAUGUAAACAUUUAGAUGGGAUCUCUCAUUUUCCUUUGAUACUACUGAUCUUCAGCAAGUAAUUAGCUCAAAAUACUAGAAUGUCCAUAAGACAAUGUGUCCUGCCAUUCAAAAAUCAUUGCAUCUAUGACUUUCAAACAGAAAAAUAUUAUUUUUUGAUUUGUAGAGUUUAGAUGUCAUGUUUAAAGAAAAAUAGAAUGUAGUGAAAUUUUAUAUAUUUAUGAACUAUUUGAAAAGCAUAUUUUUUUAUCAAAUGGGGCUCUUCAUAAAAUUGUAUAGAUGGCAUAAUUUAAAGUAGUAAUUUUAUAAGUCAGGGUCAACAUUCCAUGUAAAUAUUUGACCUUUAUUUGUACACAGAUCCACUACUGUGUUAUAUGUGCACUGCACAUUGGAUAUUAUCCACUGGAUUUGCUUCAGACAUGUCAAAUUUCAUAUUAGAAAGACAAAAAUGGCAAUGGCCUUGAUACACACUCACACCAAAAUACUUAAUCAGACUAAAUGUUAACAUAAUCCAAACAUUGAGUUCUAAGUUUAUGAACUAAAUAGCAAGCAAUACAGUUUUUUAAAAAGGUGGGGUAGGUUGCCAAAUCUGCCACUAGAGCCAUACUUUAUAGUUGUGUGGCUGGUCUACAAAAACAUAAGUCUUACGUAGAUGGUUUGGGUAGAAUGUUCUCUGUGUUACUGAAUGAAAUUUCCUAUAAAUCAAGAUUUCCUAUACAGAGAGUAAUGGGAAAUGUAUCAUUUAGGCCGUCUAAAUUGUUUUGUUCUGAAAUAUCUACUAGGAUUAUUUUUUUCAUCUGCAGAUAAUGCCUCAGUUCUUUACUAUGGAGGUAAAGAUGGUGUAAGGUGGCAGAAACUGAGUCCUUUUUCUUAGUGAUGGAGGUCUUACAAAAAUAACUGUCCAGACUUUCUCCCCCUUUAGACGAGAGCGGAGCAAUAUUUUGAAAAUAAUGAAAAGGGGCACUUUGAGAAAUACUUUAUCAGGUAGUAUGCAUGGUCUUGCAAGUGACAUUUAGAUGGCUGUCUUGAUGCUUACAGAGAGAUUUGGUUAGUUUAAUAAGGCAGGCCAACUCCAAGGGCUGGUUGACAACUAUAGCUAAAAGCCCUUGAUUGAUUCUGUAUUUUCUGCAUCCCCAACCUCCUUCUCCAGGAAGGAGACCAGCACCGUGUACUGUACUGUACUGUUCUUUGAGUAGCCGUCUACUAAAACCGUGCUAGCCACUAUUUGAGAGAAGAGGAAUGUUUACUUAAGUGUAUAUAUUUAAAAUCCAAGAUCAAAAAAAUUCUAUGUUCCCAUGAUUAAUAAAUUAGAAUUGGUUAAAAAUAAAAAGGUGAAAUUGAAAGAAUUUUUUACCAUUAUUAUACCUGUCAAUAUCGAUGUUGUUAAGGCUGACAUUCCUGGUAUUAUAUAAUGGUUGGAUGUAUCUAAAUUUUAAUAAUUUAAAUUGACAAACGUGGAAACUUCUCAGAUUUACAAAACUAUGUUAAAAGCUUCCCGAAGAUAUAGAUUUUUAUUAUUUAUUCUUUUUGAUUAGUAAGGAUUUAUAAAUGUAACAGAAAACCUUUGGUCUUAAUAAAGUAUCUUCAAAACA